GGUGGUAAAGUCUAACAAACAAAAGCAUAGAUAAGAAAAGCGAUAAAUUGCACAGGGAAAAAUGAAAGAACAUAAAGCCCAAAAACCUCUUUCGACUAUGACAUCAGCUUUUCAAUAUCUCCAAGGAUAUACUUGACUGGCACACCUACUAUCUUUGAAAAAAUAAUUCCCGCAGCGAAAUACUUCAAUUCCAGUUACGAUCAGCGACAUAACUUUCAAAUUCGACGAGAUUGUGCCCCUUUUUUGGUGACUAUGUAUUUGGCUAUCUCUCGGGUUCCGAUAAGUGGCGACUACUAUCAGGGGAAGAUUAGGGGUUAGUUUAUCAACCCAUAUGGGAAUUGGCGAUCCACUUGGGGCCAGUCCAGUCGCCAUGGAAAGUCGUGAGAAAGAGGACUCUGUUGAGAUCAUAGAUCUCCUUCCAAUUCCAGGGAACCUUACCAAGGGUGAGGGCUUGCUGGUGGAGCCCACCUACGACUGGGACUGGACAGAGACCAUCUUCCAAAGCUGGGAGUCGCUUCGCCUGAUUCUGGCCACCUUCUGGUGCAUUUUGCUGGCCAGAAUCGUGACCCACAAGCUGGGUAUCUACGGAAAACCUAAUCUCAGUUAUGCCGUGGAGUUCCUGCUUACCGUCCUGCCCUGCAUCCUGCUGGUCACUGUGGCAGUGGAUUACAGCAACUUCAUUGUCUUCCUCAUGCUGGGACUGACAUGGAUGUUUCUAAGGCGCACUCAGGCCCUGGAGAAGGUCCGAUCCCGUGCCCAAUUCGAUUUGGGCGCCAAUCGACCCAUGACCUUAACCAUUCUCCGAGCACUGACUCACCUAAUCACGGCCGUGUGCAUCCUGGCCAUAGACUUUGGCAGCUUCUACAGACCCCACCGCAAAAGCCGCCAGUUCGGAGCUAAGCUGAUGGACACUGGAAUCGGAUUGUUCGUCUUCACUAUGGCAAUGGUGUCCCGUAGGACGCGGCAUUUCUCUGAUUUACGCCGGAGCGUGAUUUACCAGGCGCUUCCCCUCAUUUUACUGGGACUGGGUCGGACGAUAGCCAUCCUGAUGGUUGGCUACGGCCAGGAUGAGCACGAGUAUGGUCAGCACCUGAAUGCUUUCUUUACCUUGGGGUUUACCAAGUUGCUGGGAGCUUUGGUGAGCUCUCUGGCCCGAAGGGAUUUGCAUCUGUUGCCUUUGGGAUUGGGCCUUCUGGUGAUUCACCAACUGGGCCUGAGCGCCCUGGGACUCUCGGACUAUGUGAUGAGUGAGGAUGUGGACCGAUCCGGUCUCUUCAAUGCUAAUCGUGAGGGUCUGGUCUCCUUGCCUGGAUUUGUGGCUCUUUAUCUUUUGACCAUCUACCUCAAUCGCUGGCUGGUGGCCACAAGCUUGCUAACCUAUCAAGAGAUAGUCAAAAAGCUUUGGCGACUGGCGUAUAUGGUGCUGAUACUGUGGACCCUCUUCGCGGUCAGUGCCUAUGGGGUGGGCAUUUCCCGAGUGACCUGUAACCUUGGCUACGUUGUUUGGAUGGAGGCUAUAGGAGCCAGUGCCUUGCUUGCCAGUUUCUGGGCCGUUGAUUAUCUAAUCAACAGCAUAAUGCCCUGGGAUCCGGUGGGGCCAGCAGUGCAGGAUCAGGAGAAGGGCCUGCUUACAGGAGAACCGACUUCGAGGGCAAAGCACAAAGGCAUCGGACCUUUCGCCAUUGGCCAGGCUUUGAACCAGAAUGGCCUAACCUUCUUUCUGGUGGCCAAUGUUCUGACAGGCAUGGUGAAUAUGUUCCUCAAGCCCGAAAAUCGGUCUGAUCUGGAGUCCAUAGUCAUCCUGCUCGUCUAUAUGUUUCUGGCCACCAAAUUGGCGCACGAACUUCUGAAGAAAGGGAUACGCCUAGCCUAAGAACCUAAGUCUUCAAUGAGCUGUGAUUUUUAUGAAUUUUACGAAAACUUUUAGAAAUGUAUUUUUUUAAUAAAUAAUGAUAUCCAUAUCCG
Molecule: messenger RNA, 1965 nt
Organism: Drosophila ananassae
Lineage: Eukaryota; Metazoa; Arthropoda; Insecta; Diptera; Drosophilidae
Gene: PIG-Wb
Product: GPI-anchored wall transfer protein 1
Exons: 2
Coding region: 332-1873 (513 amino acids)
Biological process (GO): protein localization to plasma membrane; GPI anchor biosynthetic process
Cellular component (GO): membrane; endoplasmic reticulum
Molecular function (GO): glucosaminyl-phosphatidylinositol O-acyltransferase activity
Source: RefSeq, a predicted model, not a curated record